AUGACCUCCUCGACGGAGGGGGCGCCUCCCAAAGAUCAAGAUGUCACAAUGACGGAACCAAGUGGUGUGUCAAGCCCCAAGGAGCUCAGGAACGCAUUGUACGCCCGGUGUGCAAGCUUUGAAGAGGGCCAUGUGUUCAAUCAGGAUGAGCUCUUCGCAUUCGAAAUUAUACCUGACAACAGCGUCGAGAAAUUGCUGGCGUACACGAAACAGCUUGCGAAGGAUGGGUUGUUCAAGCUCAUGACUAAGGAUGGCAAAGCUUGCUGGAAGGUGGUUAAGAGAGCGGAUGCCAUCAAAUAUCGUUCCCUCUCUCAAGAAGAAGCCCUCGUGUACUCGUACAUCGAGGGUGCGGCCCGUGAAGGAAUAUGGAGUAAACUCCUACGUAAUAAGACUAAUCUACACAUGACUACCAUGAAUCGCGCCAUCAAGUCUCUCGAAAACAAAAACAUGAUCAAGGCAGUCAAGAUUGUCAAAUAUCCCAACAGAAAGACAUAUAUGCUGGCCAAGCUCCAACCCUCCGAAAAUGUGACUGGUGGACCGUUCUACACCGAUGGCGUACUGGACGAGGAAUUCGUUCAUCAGAUGUCUUUAUGGACGGAAAAGUACAUCAUCGGGAGGAGUUGGUGGCAUCCACCACUACCAGAACACAAGAAGAAGUCAAGCUCGAAAAUGACUCAGGAACAAGCGGAGGAGCUUAGGGCAGCAGAGCUUCGGCAACGAGGGCAUGGUAGAGAUAGAAGCAAGACGAUGUUACCAAUGCAUCCAGGCUACCGAGGCUUCCCCAAUCUGUCAGAAGUUACUAAAGCUAUCAAUGGGUCUGGAUUGUCGGGUGUGACUAUGAAGGAAUCCGAGAUGGGACAAUUGCUCGACAUCCUCUGCUGGGAUGGGCGGCUGGAAAAAAUAAGACACGGCAAAGCGUACAGAGCUAUAAAACAAGUCGAUGGCGAAGACGGAGUGGAGCUUGGAAAUGCACUUACAGAGUCUCCGUGUGGACGAUGUCCCGUCUUUGACUUCUGUGAAGAGGGAGGGCCGGUGAACGCGAGGAGUUGCGAGUAUUUCCAAGAAUGGCUUCAGUUCUAA
Letharia columbiana is the source of this 1080-nucleotide messenger RNA. RefSeq lists its product as uncharacterized. The record is from RefSeq and is a predicted model, not a curated record. Gene Ontology annotation, cellular component: RNA polymerase III complex. Bases 1 to 1080 code for a protein of 359 amino acids. The transcript has 2 exons. NCBI's taxonomy places the organism in Eukaryota, Fungi, Ascomycota, Lecanoromycetes, Lecanorales, Parmeliaceae. Gene Ontology annotation, biological process: transcription by RNA polymerase III.